AUGUCUGCUGAGACUGAGACCAAAGGUUUGGUCCUUGAGAAUACCGCUCGUAGAGAUGUGUUGAUCGCUAUUGAAAAGAAGUAUCAAAAGCUAUGGGCGGAAGAACAUUUGUUCGAAAUUGAUGCGCCAUCUAUCGAAGAAGAAAGCGUGAGUGUGGACUGCGAGGAACUACAGCAAAAGUACCCAAAGUUCAUGUCCUCGCUUGCUUUCCCUUACACAAAUGGUGUUCUGCACGCUGGACAUAUGUUCACGCUUUCUAAAGUGGAGUUUUCUGUGGGGUUCGAGAGAAUGAAAGGCAAAAGAGCCUUGUUCCCACUGGGUUUCCACUGCACUGGUAUGCCUAUUCUGGCCUGCGCUGACAAGCUUAAAAGAGAAAUUGAGCUUUUUGGCCCGGACUUUUCCAAGGCACCAGCUGAAGACGAAGAACAAGCAGAUGCGCCACAGCAAGCCAAGGCAGAAUCCGAAGACGUCACCAAGUUCAAGGCCAAGAAGUCCAAGGCUGUUGCCAAACAAGGUCGCGGUAAAUUCCAGUUCGAAAUUAUGUUGCAACUUGGUAUCCCCAAAGAAGAAGUGAUCAAAUUUGCUGAUCCACAGCACUGGCUAGUGCAUUUCCCACCUCUCUGCCAGGAAGAUUGUACAGCUAUGGGUGCUCGUAUUGAUUGGAGGCGUGCGUUCACUACCACUGAUUUGAACCCGUACUUUGAUGCUUUCGUUAGAUGGCAAAUCACCAGGCUCAGAGAACUUGGCAAAAUUAAGUUUGGUGAGCGUUACACGGUUUACUCCGAAAAAGACGGUCAGGCCUGUAUGGAUCACGACAGACAAUCUGGUGAGGGUGUAACACCUCAAGAAUAUGUUGGUAUCAAAAUCGAGGUUCUGGAGUUCGCGGAAGGCGCUCAAAAGAUCAUUGAUUCCUCUGCCGGCAUCGACAAAUCUAAAAAGUUUUACUUCGUGGCGGCGACUUUGAGACCUGAGACCAUGUACGGUCAAACUUGUUGUUUCGUUUCUCCAAAGAUCGAGUACGGUAUCUUCGACGCCGGCGAUUCAUACUACAUCACAACACAGAGGGCUUUCAAGAACAUGUCAUACCAAAAGCUAACACCUACCAGAGGCCAAUACAAAUCUGUGGCAUCGAUCGUUGGUAAAGAUUUUAUCGGAUCUGCGAUUCACGCUCCUCUAUCCGCGUACGACGUUCUUAGGAUCUUGCCAAUGGAAACUGUCAUUGCCACGAAGGGUACCGGAGUCGUCACCUGUGUUCCGUCCAACUCUCCUGAUGACUUCAUGACAACAAGAGACCUGCAGAACAAAGCUGAGUACUAUGGAAUAGAUGCUGAGUGGGUUAAGCACGAGCCGGUGGCAAUUAUCCGCACUGAGAAGUAUGGUGAUGUGACCGCGAAAGCUAUCUGUGAAGAACUCAAGAUCAAAUCGCCAAAAGACACUGUUCUACUAGCUGAGGCCAAAAAAAUUGCAUACAAGGAAGACUACUAUAACGGUACCAUGAUCUAUGGUAAGUACAAGGGUGAAAAGGUGGAAGAUGCUAAGAACAAAUUGAAAGCCGAUUUGAUUGCGGCUAAACAAGCCUUUGUUUACAACGAGCCUGAGGGACUGGUCAUUUCUCGUUCCGGCGACGACUGUAUCGUUUCUCUGGAAGAUCAGUGGUACGUUGACUAUGGUGAGGAGACGUGGAAAAACCAAGCUCUCGACUGUCUAGAGAGCAUGGAGCUUUUCUCUCCAGAGGUAAGGAACGCUUUCGAAGGCUGUUUGGACUGGCUAAAGAACUGGGCUGUUUCCCGUACUUACGGUCUGGGUACCAGACUGCCUUGGGAUGAAAAGUACCUGGUAGAGUCUUUGUCUGACUCCACCAUGUACCAAGCCUUCUACACCAUCUCUCACUUACUCUUCAAGGACUAUUACGGUAAAGAAAUUGGCCCAUUGGGUAUUAAACCCGAGCAAAUGACACCUGCGGUAUACGAUUACAUUUUCCAACAUACCGAUGAGAUUGAAUCUGACAUUCCUCUUGAAAGCUUGCAAAAGUUGAGAAGAGAGUUUGAGUACUUUUAUCCUUUGGACGUCUCCAUUUCCGGUAAGGACUUGAUCACCAAUCAUUUGACCUUCUUCAUCUACACUCAUGUGGCCAUGUUCCCUAAGAAGUUCUGGCCAAGAGGUGUGAGAGCGAACGGACACUUGAUGUUGAACAACGCCAAGAUGUCCAAGUCCACUGGUAACUUUAUGACCAUGCAACAAAUUGUCGAGAAGUUUGGUGCUGACGCUUCUCGUAUUGCUUUGGCUGAUGCCGGUGAUACUGUGGAAGACGCGAAUUUGGACGAGACAAACGCCAAUGCGGCCAUUUUGAGAUUGUUUAACUUGAAAGAAUGGGCUGAUGAGGUGCUUCAAAACCUUUCGUCUUUCCGCUCCGGUGAAAUUACUGAGUUCUUCGAUGUUUCGUUCGAGAAUGAAAUGAACUACUUGAUCGAGGAAACUUUCAAGCAGUACGACUUGACCAAUUACAAGGCUGCGCUGAAGGUCGGUCUAUUCGACUUGCAAACGUCCAGGGAUUAUUACCGUGAAUCUUGCGAGACAAUGCACAAAGAUCUAGUGCUUCGUUAUAUCGAGCUGCAAGCUUUAGUCUUGAAUCCUAUUGCGCCUCACUUUGCUGAAUACAUUUGGCGUGAAGUUUUGGGUAACAAGACUUCUGUUCAGCUUGCGAAAUUUCCUCGUGCGUCCAAACCUGUCGAUCAUGGCGCCUUGUCGGCUUUAGAAUACUUAAGAGACCUACAAAGAAGAAUUAGAGAAUCUGAGGGUCAAGCUUUGAAGAAGAAAAAGGGCAAGGGCGCUGACGUUGACAUUGCCAAGCCAGCUAAGAUGGUCAUGCUCCUUUCGGAAAGUUUCCCAGACUGGCAAGUCCAGUACAUUGAGCUAGUUCGUAAUCUAUUUGAGGCUCAAGAGCUAAACGACAACAAGAAGAUCAAAGAAGCCGUGAACCCUAAAGAUAUGAAGCGUGCCAUGCCUUUCAUAUCCAUGCUAAAGCAGCGUCUUGCAACUGAGCCUGUGGAAACUGUUUUCAACAGAGAAUUAUCAUUCGACGAAGUUGCUGUUGUCAAAUCCACAAUGAACAGCUUGAAGAAAUGUUGCCAGGCUAUCAAAUGUGAAAAAUUCCAGUUCAUCUCGUUCCCAUGCGGUGCUAAGACUGGUAAAGACAUUUUCACAGGAGAAGAAGUAGAAUUGAAUUUUUCUGCUAAGGCUUUGGAAAACGCUCUUCCUGGAACCCCCAGCAUCAUCAUCUCUAAUAUCUAA
Messenger RNA from Lachancea meyersii CBS 8951, 3291 nucleotides. The record is from the annotation of a GenBank genome assembly. NCBI's taxonomy places the organism in Eukaryota, Fungi, Ascomycota, Saccharomycetes, Saccharomycetales, Saccharomycetaceae.